This is a messenger RNA of Myripristis murdjan (pinecone soldierfish), 1245 nucleotides long. RefSeq names its product synaptotagmin Ib (gene syt1b). The record is from RefSeq and is a predicted model, not a curated record. The transcript is spliced from 8 exons. Gene Ontology annotation, cellular component: synaptic vesicle membrane; exocytic vesicle; dense core granule. Gene Ontology annotation, molecular function: clathrin binding; calcium-dependent phospholipid binding; calcium ion binding. Lineage: Eukaryota; Metazoa; Chordata; Actinopteri; Holocentriformes; Holocentridae. Gene Ontology annotation, biological process: calcium ion-regulated exocytosis of neurotransmitter; synaptic vesicle endocytosis. The coding region runs from base 1 to 1245 and encodes 414 amino acids.
AUGACUGGGAAUCUUCCAGCUGCCCCAGCGGCACGAGGCAACCCAGCUACCCCUACCAGUUCACCAAAUGCCACGGCUACCCCGGAGCCUGGCCAGGAACAAUCUGAAGGACACAACACCAAGAAGUUUAUGAGUGAGCUGCGACACAUACACAUGCCAUCAUGGGCUGUUGCGGCCCUGUGCAUUGUGAGCUUGUGUCUGGCGCUGUCAUGUGCCGUGUGUGUGUGGAAGAAGUGCCUGAAAAAGAAGGACAAGGACAAAGAAAAGGACAAGAAAAAGGGAAAAGAGAAGGGCAAAGGAGGCUUUGACACUGAAAUGGAUGGAGGUUACAAAGAGCCUUUGAAGGAUGAAGGUAACAAAGAAACGGAGCUGUCAGAUAACGAGCCCAAGGAGGAAGAGAAGCUGGGCAGGCUACAUUUCUCAUUAGACUACAACUUCACAGAGAACACGCUGGUAGUAGGUAUUCUGGAGGCCACUGAGCUUCCUGCCAUGGAUGUAGGAGGCAGCUCUGACCCUUACGUUAAACUCUACCUGCUCCCGGACAAAAAGAAAAAGUUUGAGACCAAAGUCCACAGGAAGACCCUCGAGCCGAAAUUCAAUGAGACGUUCACGUUUAAGGCACCAUACACCGAGCUGGGCGGCAAAACUCUGGUGAUGACAGUGUAUGACUUUGAUCGUUUCUCGAAACACGACGCUAUAGGAGCCGUGAGGGUGCCGAUGAGCAGCGUUGACUUCAGCCAGUCUCUUCAGGAGUGGAGGGACCUGCAGAAGGCAGAGAAGGAGGAGAGUGAGCGCCUUGGGGAUAUAUGCCUAUCCCUGAGGUAUGUGCCAACUGCUGGGAAGCUGACAGUGGUGGUUUUGGAGGCUAAAAACCUGAAGAAAAUGGAUGUAGGUGGUUUGUCAGACCCCUAUGUGAAGAUACACUUGAUGCAGAAUGGGAAAAGACUAAAGAAGAAGAAGACAAGCAUAAAGAAGAACACUCUGAACCCUUAUUACAAUGAGUCCUUCAGCUUUGAAGUGCCAUGUGAACAAAUAGAGAAGGUGCAGGUGGCAGUGACCGUAUUGGACUACGAUAAAAUUGGCAAGAAUGAUGCCAUUGGGAAGGUACUGCUGGGCGGUACCAGCACUGGCACUGAGCUACGCCAUUGGUCGGACAUGCUGGCCAACCCCCGGCGACCAAUCGCCCAGUGGCACGGCCUGAAACCGGAGGAUGAGGUCAACGCUCUGAUGUCCAACAAGAAAUGA